Molecule: messenger RNA, 712 nt
Organism: Halteromyces radiatus
Lineage: Eukaryota; Fungi; Mucoromycota; Mucoromycetes; Mucorales; Cunninghamellaceae
Product: Co/Zn/Cd cation transporter-like protein
Exons: 1
Coding region: 62-691 (209 amino acids)
Biological process (GO): transmembrane transport; monoatomic cation transport
Cellular component (GO): membrane
Molecular function (GO): monoatomic cation transmembrane transporter activity
Source: RefSeq, a predicted model, not a curated record
GGAGGGCUUUGAAAGGGAAACUUCUCCAUCGUUAUUACAAUAAAAAACAACAUUCAGCAUUAUGAAUACCAAGCAUUAUGAAUACAUUGCCAUUGUCGUUUGUUCGUUGACAAUAUUGUAUUGUGUAGCAGAGGGGAUCAUUUCUGUCACAUUUGGCUCUGAAUCGGACUCGUCUAGUCUUUUAUUCCUUGGAAUCGACUCAUUAGUUGAAGUUGUAUCAGCAAGCUUAGUGUUAUGGAGAAUGGCAAGUACCAAUGUAACGUCGAAACGGGACAAGUUUGCUACUCUAGGAAUAGGGAUCAUGUUUCUUUUGUUAACCAUUGGAACAAUUGUUGUUAGUUGUAUGAAUUUAUCUAAAAUGGCACAUCCUGAAAGCACUCUUCCGGGAAUCAUUAUCUCGAGUGUGAGCAUUGUUGUAAUGGCAAUUCUCUGGUUGACAAAAAGGUGGCUAGCUAAACGGCUAAAUUCAUCCACAUUGGAAAGCGAAGCCAAGUGUUCUUUCGCGUGUCUUAGGAUAACAUGCGUGUUGUUCGUUGGAAGCAUGAUAUUUUAUUUCUGGAAAGGUGGGUGGUGGGUGGAUUCAGCCGCUGCACUUGUGUUAGCAUUGUUUUUUGGUUGGGAAUCCUAUGAAAUGAUAUCAUGGGCUUUAUCUAAGAAGUUUGAUGGAGGCUGUUCUUGUUCAAAAAAAUGAAAUAAAAACAUCAUUCGGACG